AUGAGUAAAGGGAAAGAACCAACCCCAGCCUCGCAGUUUAUGUACCAUCAUGUUUGGGAGAUUUUAAGAGACCAGCCUAAAUGGAAGGAACAAACAUGCAUGGUGGGAAGCCAAAGCCAUAGCAGCAAAAGAUCUUUUGAAAAUAUCUCAUCUGAUGCUAACACCUUUGACCUCAACGAUGAUAAUGAUGUGUCGGUUGUGGAUUAUAACUUCAAUGUGGAAGAGCUUCCUCACCCUAUAGGCACAAAGAAGGCCAAAGCAAUGGCUAAAGCUAAAAAGGCUAAAUUUAAGAAUAAGGGUGGGUCAUCAAAAACUGAAGACGCCAUGGAACGCUUUCAACACUUUAGUGACCUUAAGAUAUCUACCUAUGAUGAUAUCAAAACCCAAAUGCGUGAAUAUGUCGACAUCAAACGCAAAGAGAACGAACUACGUGAAUAUGAAAUCCUUUUUAAGGAUACAAGCUUAAUGACUCCCGAGCAACUCGCAAUACAUAAAAUUUGUUGUGACAAAAUUAGGGCAAAGUAUGGUAUUUAG
Helianthus annuus (common sunflower) is the source of this 534-nucleotide messenger RNA. RefSeq lists its product as uncharacterized. The record is from RefSeq and is a predicted model, not a curated record. The coding region runs from base 1 to 534 and encodes 177 amino acids. Lineage: Eukaryota; Viridiplantae; Streptophyta; Magnoliopsida; Asterales; Asteraceae. The transcript has a single exon.